This is a messenger RNA of Puccinia graminis f. sp. tritici CRL 75-36-700-3, 657 nucleotides long. RefSeq lists its product as uncharacterized. Bases 1 to 657 code for a protein of 218 amino acids. The transcript has 2 exons. The record is from RefSeq and is a predicted model, not a curated record. NCBI's taxonomy places the organism in Eukaryota, Fungi, Basidiomycota, Pucciniomycetes, Pucciniales, Pucciniaceae.
AUGGCCGAAAAAUCAAUUCAUCAUCUUCCACUCCUUACGAAAGUCAACUUCCAGAACUGGAAGAACAUAAUGUUUUCGUAUUGUCUCGAAAGGAAUCUCGACGAUCAUCUUCUUUCCGAUUUGGUCAAAGAAGAGAAAGACGCUGUUGCUAAAAUCUCACUUCAAGAUAAGAAGGCAGCUGCAGCCGGGAUCCUUGGACGUAACUUGGGUGUUGAAAAUUACGCUAAGUUCAUUACUGAAGAUAAUCGAAAGCAACCUCAUCUUAUUUGGAGCGCUCUCAUCGAUCAUUUUCAAUCUGACACUUCACAAAAUCAUGCGGUUGUGUAUCGCGAUUUCUUAAGUAUCAAAUACACUUCAUCUCUUGAGCAAUUCAUUACGGACGUUGAUGUCGGCAUCUCUAAUCUUCGUUCUGUCGGAAUCAAAAUCGUCAAGAUGGAAAAGGCUACAAUUGACGAAACUCUUCUAGCUGAAUACAUAGUCAAUCUUUUACCUCAAAAGUUUGAGAAUUCAAAGGAAAUCAUCACGACCAAAAGACCAUUAGACAUUGACAUGGUCAGAUCUUAUUUGAACUCGAAGCAGCUCAGCACUGCUGGAAUUCCGGCAAAUUCUGUCGCCGUCGAUCCGGUCAAGGCAAUCUGGUUCGAAAAAGAAGGCUAA